Molecule: messenger RNA, 5203 nt
Organism: Ylistrum balloti
Lineage: Eukaryota; Metazoa; Mollusca; Bivalvia; Pectinida; Pectinidae
Product: transmembrane protein 248-like
Exons: 8
Coding region: 86-1027 (313 amino acids)
Source: RefSeq, a predicted model, not a curated record
UCUACGUGGAAAUUAGAUAUUCAAUUUAAAGAAGCAGAUGCACAUUCUAAUGACAUUUUGAAUUCGGUUGUGUUUGACUUUUGUCAUGCCUCCACCUGUGGUUGAGAACGUGAAGGGAUUCCUAUCCAGCAAGCCUCCACUUGUCAUUUUUAUGAUAUGUCUCGGUGGCUUUGCAGUUGUUCUCCUGACUUUGGCCUAUAUUGUGAAGGUCAAUGACCAGCUUAUUAAUCCUGAUUUAACUAAAGACUGGAACAGGUUCCUGGAUAAUUUUGCAGAGCUGGAGUUCUGUAUGAUUGCAAACUCCUCAACUUAUCCAGAUGAUGUUCCAUCUGGGUCUGGAAAGCUGACUGACAAGCUUAAUGUCAUCAGUAACAAGCUAUCGGGGUCGCCAACUACUACAGACCGAUCACCACAAAAUGGUGAUGACGUUGUGAACACAUCACUAACGAUGAUGGUGGAGAUGAGGCCGUCGCCCCACUUUUAUGGAAUCCCACAGAAUGUGACAUUCCUGGCAUCUACGGUAGUAGGCAAUCAGAUCGGCUUAUCAGGUGCAGCUGCUGACCUUGAGAUGAAUGUCACUAUGAGCUUCCCAUUUGACUGGAACAACACAGAUUGUUCAGACAGCACUUGUCAAACUGUCCAUAUCCUCACCUGCAUAAACUUACAAGCCCCUGUGGCCUUUUUCCCAAGUACUAGACAAGCUGGAGCCUGCUACAGUUUGGCUAAUGAGUCCAGCAGUGAAGUACAUACAAGGAUGCAGAGUUACCAGGGUAACCAGUUCACACUCCUACCAACAGUAGCUUCACAGUGUCUGCAAACUCCAGUCAUCAAGGUCAAGCAUAAAGUUGACCCUAGAUUUAAUGUGAUGCUGACCUUGGAGGACCGAUCUGUCAUCAAUCUCCAUUUGAUGCACACCAGCUACUUUCUGUUUGUGAUGUUCAUCACACUAUUCUGCUAUGCAAUCAUCAAAGGGCGUUCAAUCAAGAUUAAAACACACAGCUACUCAGAGGUAAAUUCUUACGCUUAAAGUGCAAAGAGGCAAAAAGAAAUGUCUGUGAUAGUAUUGACAGCAGUUCUCUCCAAGGCUCUGUUCUAUUCCUGUGUUACACUGGCACUUUAUUGUAGUUGGUCCACGUGGUGAGGCUCUGCUCCUGUGUUACACUGGCACCUAGUUGUUGUUGGUCCAUUUGGUGAGGCUUGGCUCUUGUGUGACACAGGUACCUUAUUGUUGUUUGUCCUCUUGGUGAGGCUCUGCUCCUGUGUUACACCGGCACCUUGUUGUUGUUGGUCCACGUGGUGAGGCUCUGCUCCUGUGUGAUACAGGCACUUUAUUGUGGACAGUCCUCUUGGUGAUGCUCAACUCUUGUGUGACACAGGCACUUUAUUGUUGACAGUCCCUCUUGGUGACGUGAGGCUCCAGUUCUACACAGGUACCUUGUUGUUGAUGGAACUCCAGGCAAGCAUAGCCCCCGUAAAACAUUGAUUCGUUAUUGUGGACAGUGCUAUAUGCUCAACUUGGCUCGUGCGUUACACCGACACCUUACUGUUGACACAUCUCUUGGUAAGCCUAUCUCCUCUCCUUGGAUACCCGGACAUGUAGUUGUUGACAUUCCUGUGGAAAUACUCGUCAUCUUUUCUUUUGAUAAAAAAUUGGAUCCUUUUGCUGGGAGACGAGCUGUUUUAUCAAAAGUGUGCAUUGUGAGCAGCAAAUGUAUAGGUAUUUCUGACUGGCAGUUAGAAGUAUUGUGGUUAGCAUCGUGUGUUCGGUGAAUUGUGAACAGACUAAGCAAUACCUACAUUAGCUCAGAGAAUUACUUGUCCAUAAAUGAUUUGAGAUAAUUUUCGAAUACCACAAUAAAUUUACCUCAUCUGUGGAUUUAUAUGUUGUGGUGUAUAGUAAUUCUCAGAAUACAAUUUCUAUAUUAUUGUAUCAAUGUGUCUCAACACAAACAGGUCUAGUGUAGGAAUGUCAUUGAUGAACAUUGUUGUGUUGUUAUAAGUUAUGUGAGAGCAUGUAUUGUUUUUUAUAAUGAAUCAUUAUUAAUUAUGGGAGAACAGGUGUUAUUAUGUUUUGAAUCACUUUAAGUAAUGAGAGAACUCAUUCAAGAUUGUAACACUUCAUUUGAUUGGUAAAUGAAAGCAACAGUUAAAACAUGAUAGACCGUCCAUUAACUUUUCAUUUGCAUAUAAAUCCUAAAUUGUGAUAGUUAAUCAUGUCUCUGACCCAGAAACAUAAAAAAUAAUUGCUUUACCUUGAAUAUUACUGAUAUCAGAAAUAUUAAAGAUACACAGAUUUUUGAAAUAUACAUGAAAUUAACAGAUGCUUCUUUUUGCUGGUUUAAUUUGGAUUUAAAAGAAUGCAGUACACAUCACCAGUUAAACAUGGUUUUCAAAGGUGCAUUAAUGAGGUACAUGUGAAGAUUUCAAACCACUGGUUAGUCCCAGAUUAUCUUUUUUUUUCUUUCUCCAUUAUUACAUGUAGGAAGUAUGUAUACUAGGGAGCACUUGUUAUACUGUGUGAAGUCAGUCCUAUGCUCACUAAUCACUCGUUAUGCAGUAUAUUGUCACAACACAUCAGAGACACAACAUGCACACAUAUAAUGACCUUACAACAUAGGUACAUCAUAUACCAGUUUCUCAAUACUUUGGUUUUUAAUGAUCAUUACCAAAUGUGAUUAUGACUGUCAUGCAUCACAAUUUUAUAUCUUGUCCUACGUAAUAGCAGCUGCAUAUUGAUUUUCUGCAAAUAACUUCCCAUUCAGAAGUAUUUAACUAUUAAAAUUAUUAGUUCAUAAUGAUUUUCACCAUCUGCCAUGUUUUAUUACCCCAUAAAUAAUGUAUUAGCCUUAUUCCUAUAUCACUCGAUGAUGUAUAUCUCAAUAAUACUACUUGUCCAAGGUUAGACAUGCGAGGCUUUUUCAUCUUGUGUAUAAGUUCAUUCAUAAUGUAAUUCAAGUGUAAUUUUAAGCCCAUAAAAUGUAAAUUUAAAUAAUUAUUUUGCUAACUUGCCAUUUUUUUUUAUAUUUUAAGGGAGAUUUGGGAUAUUUAGAGAUUAAUAUGCUGAAGUUACCUUUAACAAAGUGUUUAGACUGACACAUCCAGGUGAACUAAUGGGAUUUUUGAAACUAAGAAUAUAGAAGAUAUAUGUAAUAUAUAUAAAUUUAAAAUAUAUGCAUGAAAUUGGGCCAUAAAUAGCAGGAUUCUCAUUAAUAGGGUUUGAUGGGUAUGCCUUUUGUUUUGUUAUGAAUUUGAUUUUACCAUGUUUAUGUUUAAUUGUAAUUACAUUAACUUUGUAAGUAUUUUAUAUCUAUUGUUAUUUCAUUCCUUCACUGCUGUAAAUAGGGUUUUUUUUUGUUUUUGUUAAAAUCCUUUGUUUGUCAAAUCAUAAUUUUCAUUGACAUUAUGUUGACUGCUGAAAUUUUCAUCAUAGUAGCUUCACUGCUGUCAGAUAUUUUCCUAACUUUUACAUUCCAUUUGAAAACCUUUCAAGAUCCAUCACCAACUUAAAUCAACAAACUUGGUUAAAAACCAAGAAGAUAAAGGCUGUUGCAAAAAAAAAGAAACAAAAAAACCUGAUGGUUGUUUUUGCUCCGAAACACCUGCUUUGUUUUGUUUUUUGAAAGGAGCCGUGUAGUGUACUUGUCAAAGAGGACAGACAAUUCUCUGGUCACUUGGAGAUUGUGAAUGUGUACAAGUAAAUAGUGUAGAGUAAAUGUGUACAUGGUUAUAAGUCAUUGUUUACUCUGUAAAACAUUGAUAGGAUUGAGCUGUGAUAAGUUUGUGAUAACUUAUGUAUCACUGCAUUUUACUAUUAAUGACAUUAUGCACUUUUUAACUUCAUAUGUGGAGAAAGUCUAAUUGCAGUUAUGCAAUAUUAAUAAUUCUUAAAUGAUGCCCCUGCCUCAUUGGCUUGUGUUGAAUGUCUGCACUAUCAACUAUAUAUAAAAGUUGCAGAUAUUUCAUCCAUAUAAAUCCAGUAUACUUUGUUGUGUUCUGAUAACCUACACCAGCUGCUUCAUAUGUUUUGUGUUCAUAGUGCUUUAACUUAUACAUGUUCAUUGAUCUCUGCAUUUCAGUCAUGAAAAUUUAAUUCUAAACUAAACCUCAAGCAAGAGUGGAAGAAUUCUAUACCUCAAAAGUUAUAUAAAAAAUAUAUUGAACCCUAUCUCAUAAGGAGGCAUACUUAUAAACAUUAAAUAUUAAUGUAAAAUCAUGGUCAUGGACAAUAUGAAAUAGUUAGUCUUAUAAUAUCUACAACUUCUCUUCAAUAUCAUAGUCUCAUAAUAUCUACUGCUUCUCUUCAAUAUCGUAGUCUCAUAAUAUCUACAACUUCUCUUCAAUAUCAUAGUCUCAUAAUAUCUACAGCUUCUCUUCAAUAUCAUAGUCUCAUAAUAUCUACAGCUUCUCUUCAAUAUCAUAGUCUCGUAAUAUCUACAGCUUCUCUUCAAUAUCAUAGUCUCGUAAUAUCUACAGCUUCUCUUCAAUAUCGUAGUCUCAUAAUAUCUACAACUUCUCUUCAAUAUCGUAGUCUCAUAAUAUCUACAACUUCUCUUCAAUAUCAUAGUCUCAUAAUAUCUACAGCUUCUCUUCAAUAUCGUAGUCUCAUAAUAUCUACAACUUCUCUUCAAUAUCGUAGUCUCAUAAUAUCUACAGCUUCUCUUCAAUAUCAUAGUCUCAUAAUAUCUACAGCUUCUCUUCAAUAUCAUAGUCUCAUAAUAUCUACAGCUUCUCUUCAAUAUCGUAGUCUCAUAAUAUCUACAACUUCUCUUCAAUAUCUUAGUCUCAUAAUAUCUACAGCUUCUCUUCAAUAUCAUAGUCUCAUAAUAUCUACAACUUCUCUUCAAUAUCAUAGUCUCAUAAUAUCUACAGCUUCUCUUCAAUAUCGUAGUCUCAUAAUAUCUACAACUUCUCUUCAAUAUCAUAGUCUCAUAAUAUCUACAGCUUCUCUUCAAUAUCGUAGUCUCAUAAUAUCUACAACUUCUCUUCAAUAUCAUAAUUAAGAAGGUGUAGUUCACAUUGUGUCAGAAUAUGGGCCAAUUAUUAUACUUGCUUUUGUUGUUAAACUAGCGGAACAACUUUGUGUCUAAGUAUAGGAAAUGUAUAAAAGAAUGAAAGAUUGUACAUAAAUGUUUUGUUGCAAUAUUUACAACAAUGUUUGGUGGCUAAGAUUGAAAUAAAUUGAAAUAAAUGUUUACAACAUUGU